UUGGCUUCCUGUCCCCUCCCCCGUGUCCCCAACCCAGUGCCACCACCCCCGUGUCCCCAUCCUGUGUCCCCCGGGCUUUGCCGUCGCAUGGAGGACGAGAACGGCUACGUGGUCUUAGAGCGAGGGGACAAGCGGGGCUCUGCGGGGAGAUGCCCACCCCGGCAGGGUGCAGCAGCAGGAUCUGGCUAUCAAGGAUCCCAGAGGGUCCUCGCAGCAACCCCCUGCUGUCCCCGCCGUCUCCUCGUGGUCCUGACGGCCGCCCUGGCGCUGUCGCUCGUGCUCUGCCUGUCCUGGUGUGUGGCACAGUUGUUGCAGUCCAAGGAGACCGCAGGUUACGAGGACGCCUCGCUAGGAAUUGCCAGUUCGCACUGGGACGGCAUCCUCAGGGAGAUGCGGAGGGUCCUGUGCCCUCCUCGAGAGAGCGAGGGGUGCCGGCUGUGCGCCGUGGGCUGGAGGCUGCUCGGGGCCAAGUGCUACUGGAUUUCCGACGGGAUGAACCCUUGGAACAGGAGCCGGGAGGACUGCAGGGAUCGGGGAUCCGCGCUGCUGAUGCCCUGGGAUCAGGAUGAGCUGGAAUCCCUAAAUGAAAGCCUGCAGAAUCCCACCCGGCACUUCUGGAUCGGCCUCUCGGUGCCUGCGGCCGGGACGGGCUGGACGUGGGAGAACGGCUCCGACCUCAACCAGGAGUGGAUCCGCCUGGAGACCGGGAAGGGAUCCUGUGGAACGCUCAAGGGGAAUGGGAUCAGCCCUCAGGGCUGUGACACGAGGCUGCAGUGGAUCUGCCAGAAAGAAUCAAUCCAGAUCUGAGCCUCCGUUGCACCCCGAAACCAGCGUUAAUACAGGAAAAAUCUCAAUUCCCGCGGAUCCAGAAUCCCCCGGGGAUGGGCAGAGCUGCAGUCCGUGAAAGUCUCCCCGAGGCGGGAGAUGUAGGAGAGAAAUCGACCUAAAAAAAUCGAAUAAAACCUAAAAAUAA
This is a messenger RNA of Haemorhous mexicanus (house finch), 973 nucleotides long. Its product is annotated as killer cell lectin-like receptor subfamily B member 1B allele B. Lineage: Eukaryota; Metazoa; Chordata; Aves; Passeriformes; Fringillidae. The transcript is spliced from 6 exons. The record is from RefSeq and is a predicted model, not a curated record. Bases 88 to 807 code for a protein of 239 amino acids.